AUGAAUUACAGGCUCAUUGGCGCCGUGCUGGUGGUCUCGGCCCUGAUGAUCGAGGCAGGCUACCUGAUGUACUCGUCCCACGGAGAGACAUCCACCUUAGCCCAGGACUCGAAGGAACAAUCAGACAAGUCAGAGUCAGCCCACGACGUUCCUUGCAGUCGGCUGACGUUCGUUCCUCAGGGAGCAAGCCCCAAGGACCGCUGCUUGGAGAUCGAAACACACAUUCGUGGCCUGGAAAACAAGCUUGCGGCAUGUCAAACCCCCGCUGAGGGACCUGAGGCUCCGGCUGAGGGAGGGCCUGCGCGCGUCGCCGCACUGGAAGACGCUUUGCGCGACGCUGAUCGCCUCAAGCUGGAGCUGCAACAGAAGACCGCCGAAUCCGAGCAGAGUGCAGCGCGUGUGAAACAGCUCGAGCAAGCUCUCGCCGAAAGCAGCGCUCGAGACGCCGAACGCAUCCGAGAACUCGAGAGCAAAUUGCAGACCCUCGAAACGCCAAAGCUCUGUCCGACCUGUCCGACUUGCCCCACCGGCCCUGACGCCGUCUCCCCCGAGACGCGAGACCCUUUCCCCGACGUGCUCUACGCUGCACUAGACUCGUUGGACGAUGACGAGGUGAAUCACUUGGGAACGAUCAUGGACCGACCGCGCGAUGCUCGUUGCGCCACCACACUCUUCGAACGAUCAGACGUGGCAAUCGAGUCGGAGAUGCUGUGCGUCAACGCCAUCUUUUAUCCACACGGCCGUGGUCGCAGCGGCAUUCGGACAGACUCACGGCCAAGUCCUCAUGUUGAGCCGGCCGUCCCAUCUCGUUGGGAUUAUGCCGAAAGCAAAGACAAGCUGCUCCAGCGCUUUGUGGCCCGCGCUCGCGAAAUGUCCAUCCCUAAUCCGCAGGCGCCCUUGAGAACCAUGUCACAGAUGAUGUGCGAUCCGUUUGUCGCGCGCCCACCUCGCGUUGCAUUCAUAGUGUCGGGAGCCUUCCGCGCUCUUUUUCACCCACUCGUCCACCAGUCUCUGCGUCAGUAUGUGAUGGACGCCUUUGGCGGUAUUAGCACUGCAUUCUUUGUGCUGAAGGAGUUUGAUGACAGUCCCUACUCGUCGGAAGUCGUGCCGCCCACCGAGGAGAAUCUGCACGCUGUGCUCAAGCAGUUUGCCAACAGCGGCAUCACCAUUGGCUCUGUGCGCAUCCAGCUCCAGUCGGAAUCUGCCAUAGAGGCAAUGCUGGCGGCACACCAGGCCCGCAAUGCACGAAACGAGUUUCCGAAGUAUCGCCUCGUCGUUGAGCUGAUGCGGCCGCUGAUUUGGAGCACAAAGUGCCACUUUGCGCCGUCUUCCUGGCUUGCCGAUCCAAAUCAUCUGCCGCGUUUUGUGGGACAGUUCACAGACAUUCACGAUUGCUACCACACGGCGCUAGAUUACGAACGGGAGACGGACCAAAAGUUUGACUGGUUUGUGCGGGUGCGCGCUGAUACUCCGUUCUUCAUGCCAAUCGAGCCGUUCUGUCGCUACACACGACACAGCAUUCAUAUCCCGUGGCAGGUAGAUCAGUUUGUACUUGCGCCACGAGAGUUUGCCAGCAGCUUUUUCGACAUCAUCGACCACCGAUAUUGGAAUUGUACCUUCCCGGAAGGUGUCAUUCACGAAUUUGACUCGGAAGCACUGACAAUGAGCUCGUUUAGAGCUCACCAACUCCAAGUGCACAUGCAUUACUCUUUCGUCUUCGGCAUAAUGCGAAGCACCGGUGUGGCCACCAUGAAAAGUUUUUACUCCGAGGACCUGUACCACAACAGUGCACCACCUGUUCAUGCCAGUGCCGUUGUUGCUGCUUUGGGUGCCUAUGUGUAG
Messenger RNA from Capsaspora owczarzaki ATCC 30864, 1842 nucleotides. RefSeq lists its product as hypothetical. The record is from RefSeq and is a predicted model, not a curated record. Lineage: Eukaryota; Filasterea; Ministeriida; Capsasporidae. Bases 1 to 1842 code for a protein of 613 amino acids. The transcript has a single exon.